AUGCGCGAGGAGCUUCGCGAAACUCACAAUGAUUAUCGCUCUGAGCUGGCACUACUUGCACGCCAAAUCAGUGAAACAAAACACAAAGACCUCACUGACAACGAAUUGUACAACAUCACGCAACUAGAUAUUGGAUCUCGUAGUGCAAAACGAAAAUUGGAAGAGUCUCAGCAAGAAAAGGAAGUACUGAUAUCUUUUAAUCUGCUCGCAGUUCUUCGUGGUUGUCAUUUGAACAAAAAGUUGCGCAAUGGUUUGGCUGAGGCGUUGGCAAAAAUUGAACAGUAUAAAAACGAGGCUGAACAUUCCAAAGAGAUGUGUGAGGAAAUGGCACGACAGCUGGGAAUCAAUGAGGAACGCAUGAGUAAACUAGAAGAGGAGAUGAUAAAUCUUGAAGAGAUGCUGAGGGAAAAGGAGAAACUGACGGCGUAUCUACAAUCUCAGAUCAAGACCAGAGACAUGCCAAAGCUCAGUAGACGCAGUACCCUGUUGCGCACUCCAACGGAAAUCUCACUUGUUCAACUCAUGUCGAGAAAACUGGUACCAAUCGAUGCGUCGAAGGAAUGUGAACCUAGGGCAGUACCUGCACACAUUCUUGCUCGGCAUCCAUUAAAGGAGCUACAGUCGAAGUCCACCAUGGAUAUUAGCCACAUUUAUGACUCAAAAAGAGCAAACAGUCUUGUUGGGUCAAAUCCGUGUAAAGCUACAAUGAGACAUGAUAUUCCCCAUAGGUGGACUGAACUCCGUCAUUUUGGUCUGUUUAGCAUCAAAUGUGCCGUGUGCUUCGUAGGAGUGCCAACAUUCGCCAAGAAAAAACGUUGCACUUAUUGUGGUAUCAUUGUUCAUUCGCAAUGUGCAUCACGUGUGGUGAACACCUGUGGGCUUCCCGAUCAAUGUGCCAACUACUAUUUAGAUUCAUACAGUGAUCCUAGUGGAAAAAUGAACGGCUGGAUAAGACUAUGCAUUUACAGUGACGACUUUACUGUACGCGAAUGGCUUUCAGUAUGGGGUGAGAUGGAUGAGAAGCGUUUAUUAUUUUAUGAUAAAGAUGCCACAAAUUCUGAUCUACGGACGCCAUUCCUUUCGGUUGAUCUUGAAAAGGAUCUUCGAAUAGUCAGAGUAGGUAGCGAGGUUCCUGUGAAGGCAGAAAAUGGUCAAACAUCCCACAAUAUAGUUCACAUAAGAACUGAAAAAGUAUUAUUUUCAGUAGAAAUAUUUACAUUCUGGCUCCUUCAACUCAAACAGCAAAGCGGUGGGCGGAAGCGCUUCAGAAUCCCAACAAUCUCACUAUUCAUACUAUAUGUGAAUAACCUUAAGGUGAUCGACAGCUACAUCCUAAUCGGCGCGCAGAGUGGUUUAUUCUUUACCUAUAUGAGCAGUCCGAGGCUACCAGUCAGAAUUGGAGGCUUCAAUUCUGUCUCCUAUUCCUCAUUAGAUUUGUCAGAAUUAUUAUCAGACGUUAUCCCUGGCUACGAUAACCUGCAUGUGCUCACUCAUCACCAGCAGGAAGGACAAUGGUAUUUGUUUGCGGCAAGCUCUACGAAAAUCAAUAUACUCAAGUACAACGCGGCUAGGGACGUCUUUAUCGCACAACAAGUAGGUUUCACUGAGUUUUCAUCAGUAUGUAUCCAAUCAACUCCUCGUGGCAUAUAUUUCGGCUCCGAUAGUUUUUACUUUGUUCAACUUGGGCAAGGUGAAUUGGAUCCAGUGCGUUUGGCUGAUCCCAGCAUUGUAGACUAUCCGAUUGCACUUCUUCUGAUACGGGACGACGAAGUUCUUCUUGCGUAUCAGAAUUAUGGUAUAUUCGUAAAUUCUCGAGGCGAACGAACGCGGAGUAGGACCGUGGAGUGGGAACAGAUGCCAAUGGAAUUUGUGUAUACUGCUCCAUACCUGUACGUUGUGCAUUAUGACUCGAUUGAGAUCUUGCGAAUCGCUGAUUAUAAUGGAUUAGAUUCGGACAUAAUUCUGGAUGAACGUGAGGUGUACGCGUGUCAUAAUGCUCAUGUAGUGUAUUCGUGUUCCAACGGCGACGUAUUCAUCUCGAUUUCAAACACAGACAGUGUCGAGCUGCAUAGAUUCAAUGCUACUAAUAGCAAGAGGAAUCCCACUAAACGGAAAGGCCUAGCUUCAGCAGGUCUCGACAAGAGGUCGAAAAUAACCGUUUGA
Angiostrongylus costaricensis is the source of this 2163-nucleotide messenger RNA. The record is from the annotation of a GenBank genome assembly. Lineage: Eukaryota; Metazoa; Nematoda; Chromadorea; Rhabditida; Metastrongylidae.